Molecule: messenger RNA, 1593 nt
Organism: Syngnathoides biaculeatus (alligator pipefish)
Lineage: Eukaryota; Metazoa; Chordata; Actinopteri; Syngnathiformes; Syngnathidae
Product: angiopoietin-related protein 4-like
Exons: 7
Coding region: 32-1330 (432 amino acids)
Biological process (GO): triglyceride homeostasis
Molecular function (GO): enzyme inhibitor activity
Source: RefSeq, a predicted model, not a curated record
AGAUCAGCAUCGGAAUCGAAACAGCCCAAAGAUGACACUUCAGAUCAUCGUCCUCAUCCUCGUGCUGCAUUUGAACGCAGCGGCAGCUUUCCCUGCGGACGGCGGUGACAAGUACGCCUCCUGGGACGAAGUCAACGUGUUGGCCCACGGCCUGUUGCAACUGGGCCAGGGUCUCAAGGAGCACGUAGACAAGACCAAAGUCCAGAUGAGGGAUGUCAACAGCCAAAUGAAAGCCUUCAACGGCUCGGUCGCCGCGCUGGAGAGAAAGCAGCGCGAGCAAGACGCAGACCACAAGGCCAGACGGGAGGAGGAAGAGAGGGUGGACCAGAAAGUGGAGCAAGUCAUGAAGCAGACCAAGGACUUCCACUCCCGCAUGAACACACUUGAGAAGAACGUGGAUGAGCUGCUUAACGUGACACCAGAUGGCAGCUUUGGAGACAACUCAACAAUCCCAUUCAUCCAGAGAGUCGUGGCAGCGCAAAACCGACGCAUCGACCAGUUGGUGGACAGGAUCAGGCAGCAACAGGACAAACUGGACAAGCAGAGCUUGUACAUGCAGACGCUGCAGAGCAAGGUUGCACACAAAAGAGUGAAAUUCCUCAGGCGGAGGGAUGAGGAGACAACACUGAGGGGAGAGGCGGCGCUGAGUCAGGCCGAAACAGGUCGAGCUCGGGAUUGCCACGACCUGUUUUUGCGAGGCCGGCGAGCCAGCGGAAUAUUCACAAUCCAGCCACAGAACUCGCAGUCGUUCAACGUCCUCUGCCAAAUGACCUCAGAAGGUGGCUGGACCGUCAUCCAGAAACGUUUUGAUGGCUCGCAAAACUUUAAUCAGUUUUGGGAGCGCUACAAAAAUGGCUUCGGCAGCCUGAAUGGUGAGUUCUGGCUGGGCUUGGAGAACAUUCACGCAAUCUCCAAACAAGGCCAGUACCGGCUCCAGGUGGAGAUCACCGAUUGGGCGGGAGAGACUCAAGCGAGACAGUAUCGCAUCCAACUUGAUGGAGAGGACAAAAACUACACUCUCCACAUCCGGCAGGAUUCUACAUCUGGAGUUCAGGGGGGAGGCGUUCUGACGGGUGCCUCGGGCCUUCCUUUCUCUACAGCCGACCGUGACAGUGACCUCGCGGUGGAUGUCAAUUGCGCUGAGUGUCACUCAGGAGGUUGGUGGUUCAGCGACUGCGGCGCCUCAAACCUCAACGGCAAAUACCCCAGAAGGUCCGGUUCGCUAAGGGCGCAACCAAGGAGGAUGUUCUGGACCUACGCAAAGGGCCAAAACAACUCUUUAAGGACGACACUUAUGAAGCUUGCACCAAUUUCAAUAAACCAGCAAUAAAUUUGUAUGCGUGUAUGCUGGAGAAGAGCAAAUGAUGGAAUAACCCAAAAAUGAAAACAAAAGGCUGACAAACUCUACAUGCAGAUUUAUCAUCCGUUUAUUGCACUAAAUUAUCAAAUAUUGUUAUGCUAUGCCAUAAGAUUUUUCUUAGUCAUAUUGACAGUUAAAAGACUCUUCCCUUUAUAAGGGCUUUAAAAAAAAUUAUAUAUAUGUAUAUAUACAUAUAUAAGCUGUGUAUUGUUCCCUUCAAUAUUUUUGCUUCA